Molecule: messenger RNA, 1960 nt
Organism: Tricharina praecox
Lineage: Eukaryota; Fungi; Ascomycota; Pezizomycetes; Pezizales; Pyronemataceae
Exons: 1
Coding region: 311-1840 (509 amino acids)
Source: RefSeq, a predicted model, not a curated record
GCGUGCGUGUCUGUCUGUCUGUCUGUCUCUGUCUCUGUCUGUGUCUGUGUCUGUGUCUAUCUCUGUGUGUGUUUUUGUGUCCCAGGUCCAGCUGGAAUCCGUCUGUCUAUCUGUCUCUCUCUCUGUCCGUCCGUCCGCCUGUCCGUCGUCCGCCUGUUUGCUUGCUCGUUGGCCCGAGACGUACAAACCCUCCUCAUCUCGUAGAGGGACCCGCUACCGAACUGCUUGCUACCGCAUACCGGAGAAAAGUACCAGACCUAUAUCCACAUCGCUCCUUGGUCUUAGUGGCAGCCCGCCUACAUCCCAGUUCAUGACGGACCUCACGUUGCAGCCCGGACUUUCCGCCAAACACAGAACCAGAUCCAGACCCACCACCACCACUACUUCCUCCUCCUCCUCCUCCUCCUCCUCCUCCACCACCACCACUACCACCGACGUAACACCCCCCAAGGAAACCAAUCCUCUCGCAGCGUCACACUGCUCCGACCCAAAAGCAAAAGUCGACCACGUUCUUCCCGCGUUUCCCACUUCUGUUGCCGCUACUGCUCCUCCUGUUUCCGUUCUUGCUUCUGCUGCUGCUGUUGCUGCCGCUUCCGUCUCUGGUGUCGUCGUCGUCACUUCUUCUUCUUUUUCUUCUUCUCCUUCUCCUUCUUCUUCUUCUCCUUCUCCUUCUUCUUCUUCUUCAUCUUCUUCAUCAUCAUCUUCUGCUGUCGCUACCAGUACCGCUACUACUGCUUGUUCGUCCGCAUCUACAUCUACAUCUACGACUACUACUUCACCUACUGCACCCGCUUCAUCUGCCGCGACCAUCUCGACUACCAUCGCUUUGACUUGUACUCCCACCGCCACCACCUCCACCACCGCCAUCAGUAGUACAUCCGACUGCUCCCACACCUCCCAGGUUCAACAGCCACUGCCACUACCAUUGCCUCUUCGACCUUCGCAACCUCACAGCCCUCAUCCUCCUCCUCCUCCACAACCACUACAACGGCCACUAUCAUUGUCACGUCACUCUCAACCCCCUCCUCGCACAAUCACAUUUGAACCUCCUCGCAUACCUCCUCCCGUAGUGCUAUUGCCUCCUCCGCCGACCUACCGCCAGUCGCCACGUUGUACUAGUACAGGUCCCGGCUCAAGUUCAGGCCCUUCUUCCUUUUCUGCUGAUCGUCUGUCCUCACUCGCUUCCUUCGUUUCCGAGAAGACGCACCACUACGCCCGUCGCGCCUCCGUCACUCUUUCCGCCUCAACGGUCGCUGCCGCCUUUUCGACGAACUCCUCCUCCUCCUCGGCGUUCGAUCGACAUCACCACCGUAACAGUAGCUUGGCCUCGUCGCCGACACCCCACCACAACCACCGUCAUAACUCCUCCACCUCAACCUUCUACCCCAACACUUCGGACGAACGUAUAGCGGUUUCGAAGGCGACACCACCCACCACUCCCACCUUCAGACCGACAUCGUUCCUCUCGAAACGUGCACCGCCGCUCUCCGGAUCCUCCUCUGCCACACUCGACACAAUUUCUCUCCGAAAACAGAAGAAAUCGACUUCGACCGAGAGUCUGCUCGACUCCGCGGGACGCAACGUCAAGACUCGUGGGAAGGAACCUACGCCUCCUCCCCCUCCGACCAACACCAAAAAAUCCGCCGGCCUCUCCGGUCCGACCAGCAAGAUGCAUCAGACAAGCUCCCGGUUGCUCAGGAUGACGGACGACGAUAGGCCUUUCACUCGGGUACGUAUUCCUUCCGCUAUCGCUGAUACUGUCGAGAGCACCGUGACUGCUCGAGAGUCGAAUAGGGCGGUGGAGAUUGUAUGGUGGUCUUCGUGGUGGUGGUCAGAAUAGCAUUUUCCAAUGUGCCAAUGGAUGGUGAUCACGGCUUGCUGCGAGAUUGUUGUUACUGUUGUGGUGAAUCACGAUGGCUGACGUUGGAUACGUAGGACUUUAAAGAUUUGUUCUCGACGU